Molecule: messenger RNA, 5712 nt
Organism: Electrophorus electricus (electric eel)
Lineage: Eukaryota; Metazoa; Chordata; Actinopteri; Gymnotiformes; Gymnotidae
Gene: nrp1b
Product: neuropilin 1b
Biological process (GO): regulation of vascular endothelial growth factor receptor signaling pathway; neural crest cell migration; vascular endothelial growth factor receptor signaling pathway
Cellular component (GO): plasma membrane; axon; focal adhesion
Molecular function (GO): vascular endothelial growth factor receptor activity; vascular endothelial growth factor binding; semaphorin receptor activity
Source: RefSeq, a predicted model, not a curated record
ACGAACGGGCGGAGCGAGACAGCGAAUAUCUAAGUGUCCGCGUGAGAGGCAGAGAGUGAGAGAUCCUCCGCUCGCGCUUCUCGUCAGCGCUGAGUACUACAGGGUUUCCAAAACGCACGAGCGCUAAAGCUCAUUUCAUUCGCCGAAGAAACGGAAUUCAUCCAACGGGUGAGAGGACCGAGCUUGUGUCCGUCUACGCGUGAGAGUACCGAGCCAGUGCCAGAAUGAAGCCAGCAUCCUCUGAGCGCGUGCAGAGGGAGGGCAGCGAGGCUAGAAGUCUCUGCUGAAGAUACGCCGACAUCUGUCCAGCCUGUUUGUCACCCAGUAUCCAUUUCUACCGAAAAAACUAAAAACCAUCGUGUGACGAGGUUUGUCAGUAGUGGGAACUCUCCUUCGUGGGUGUGGAGUGGCGUGGACGUGCCGUUCCUGUUACGGUUCCAGUCAUUACGGGACCGGAGCGACAGGAUGCGCGCCAACUGAGGCGAUCUCUCUUGGCCGACAUUCUGUCUUCAAGACGAUAAAAGUAUCUGGACGGACUUCCACAAAUCACUCCAGCGGGACUUACACUUUAGGACAGCUUCUUCAGGACUGUCCUGGUGCACAGUCCGAGGAUGUUUGAGGCGCUCCUCCUCCUGCCCCUAACGGGACUGCUUACAGUGUCGGCUUUGGCUCAAAUUGAUAGCGCGUGUGGCAGAAACAUCACCAUCGAAAGCGCCGGAUAUGUGACCUCCCCCGGUUACCCAUCCUCCUACCCACUUUCUCAGCAGUGCGCGUGGCUCAUCCAGACGCCAGAUCCGCAGCAAAAAAUUCUCAUCAAUUUCAACCCGCACUUCGAUCUCGAGAACCGGGAGUGCAAGUACGACUUUGUGGAGGUGUUUGAUGGGAACAGUGAGGGGGCCCCUCUGGUUGGGAAGUUCUGUGGCAAAAUUGCUCCAUCUCCCGUCACCUCCUCAGGAAACGCACUGCUGGUCAAAUUUACCUCCGACUAUGAGACCAGUGGGGCUGGAUUCAGUAUCCGCUACGAAGUACACCGCCCAGGCACAGAAUGUUCUAGAAACUUCACAGCUCCAAGUGGAGUCAUCCAGACGCCAGGGUUCCCUGAAAGAUAUACGAACAAUCUAGAGUGCACCUUUAUCAUCUUCGCACCGAAGAUGGCUGAGAUUGUGCUGGAGUUUGAGAGCUUUGACAUGGAGAUGGAUAGCAACCCGCCCCCAGGAGCCGUGUGUCGAUUCGACUACCUGGAGAUCUGGGAUGGAUACCCCACAGUUGGACCUCAUAUUGGGAGGUACUGUGGUUCUCACAGUCCAGGUCGGGUCGUCUCCCACACGGGUGUCCUCUCCCUCUCCAUUCACACUGACAAUGCCAUCACCAAGGAGGGCUUCUCAGCCAAUUACAGUGUGCUGUCGAGCCCAGAGCCCGCCCAGGAACAACACAAUGAGUGCAUGUCUCCUCUGGGAAUGAGCUCAGGUGAGAUCAGUGAGGAGAGCAUUAAAGCUUCGUCCCAGUACAACCCCAGCUGGGCUCCCCAACGCUCACGCCUCAAUUACCCUGACAAUGGCUGGACCCCGUCAGAGGACAGCUCAAGGGAGUGGAUACAGGUGGAUCUGGGAUUCUUGCGUUAUGUCUUUGCUAUAGGAACACAAGGGGCCAUUUCGAAGGAGACAAAGAAACCUUAUUAUGUGAAGACCUACAAAGUCAUCAUCAGCACCAACGGGGAGGACUGGUCAAUACUGAAGGAUGGCAGCAAGCAUAAGGUGUUCGUGGGUAACUCUAACCCCAGCGAUGAGGUUCUAGCACAGUUCUCCAAGCCCGUGCUGACACGCUUCAUACGCAUACGACCUCUGACCUGGGAGACCGGGAUCUGCAUGCGCUUCGAACUGUAUGGCUGCAAGAUAUCAGACUUUCCCUGUUCCAGUAUGUUGGGGAUGGUGUCUGGUCAGAUUUCAGACUCCCAGAUCACUGCGUGGCCAGAGAUGGAGAGGGGGUGGUUACCCGAGCAGGCCAGGCUGUUGACAGGACGCUCCGGCUGGGUGUUGCCGGGCCCAUACAACCCUGGGAUCUCCUCAUGGCUGGGACUGGAUCUGGGCACCAGCCGCUGGGUCACGGGCCUCAUCAUCCAGGGAGGGAAAUACAGAGACAAGAAUGUAUUUGUGAGACGCUUCAGACUGGCGUACAGCAACAAUGGCUUGGACUGGACGUCCAUACCAGAGCAGCGCGGAGACAAGGCCAAGGUCUUUACAGGUAAUCUGAACUAUGACACUCCAGAGCUUCGCUCCUUCGAGCAGCUGAUGAUGCGUUUCCUGCGGGUGUAUCCUGUGGGCGGUUCCCACGAUGGCAUGGGCCUCAGACUAGAGCUGCUGGGCUGUGACCCACCACAGACCACCACUCCUCUUCCUCCUACCACUACCAUGGUAACCACACUGGAACACACCAGUACCUUGGCAACCACCCCAGCAACCAGUGGUUCUGAGAACAUGACAGAGGAGUGUGAUGAUGAAGCAGCAGUUUGUGGAACUCACAGUGGAACAGACACAACUGAAGACUAUGAAGUAACAGGUAUGCCAGUAUCAGAGCCAGUUCCGGAGGGCAAAGCAUUUGAUUUUAUUUGGUUUGAUUGUGAUUUUGGUUGGCCUGUCAUGCCUACCUUCUGUGGGUGGAGUCUGGAGAACAUCGGAAAAGCAGAUUGGUUCAUACAGAGCCCUCAAAAAGCCUCCAGUCACCAGCUGCCCAGUGUGGAUUAUAAAGGCGGAGCAGGAAACUUCAUCUAUAAUACACUUCCCACAGACACAGAGCCAAUGAAAGACAAAGAGUUUGAGACAGAAAAAAGCUCAGAUAUCGAGACAGGGACAGAGGUGCAGGAGGAGCAGGGGUCAGCAGGAGGGGGGCUGGCCCGCCUGGUUAGCGUUCCCGUGACUGCGCCAGACGAGGACCUGUGUGUGUCGUUCUGGUACCAGUUCACUGGAGAACACACAGGCACGUUACACGUCCGACAGAGGAGAAAGGCAGCAUGCGGGGCGGAGGACGAGGAGGUGAUACUAUGGAGGAAGGAAGGACAGCAGAGCUUCCAGUGGAGAGAGGGGCGGGUCCUCAUGCCCCGCGCUGGUGCCCCAUACCAGGUGAUUAUUGAAGGGGUGGUUGACGCAGCCUCAUUGGGGCAUGUCUGUGUGGACAACAUCAGAAUUGCUACCAGUGUGAGUCCAGCUGAGUGUAAGGAUCCUGAAGUUGACGUGACCAAUAAAGAUACACAAGAAAUUGACUGUGAGGAGCCUCUGUGCACGUUUACUGGCAGAGGUUUUGUGCUGAAUACGCUGGAUCCCAUCCUGAUCACCAUCAUCGUGAUGAGCGCGGUUGGAGUUCUGCUGGGGACUGUGUGCGGGGUGGUGCUCUACUGCGCCUGCUCACAGAGCACCGACCGAAACCUUUCUGCCCUCGAGAACUACAACUUUGAGCUGGUCGAUGGUCUCAAACUGAAGAAGGAGAAGGAGAAGACUGCCACACAGAGGUAUCCGGAAGCGUGAGGCCUGAACAGGCUUGGGGGAACAUUGGGGGAACAUUGAGGAACAUUAGAGGAACAUCGGUGAACAUUGGUUGACGUUGGAGGAACAUUGGGGAACGUUGGAGGAAUACUGGAGGAACAUUGGGGGAAUGCUGGAGGAACAUUGGACAAGGGCUCAUGCCAGAGUGAAAGAGUAUUUCACUAAAACAGUGGCUGCUGUCUGGAAGCUUGAGACUGAGCCUGCGAUUUUCUCCCGGUCUGCAGUGACAGACCACCAGAGGGCGCUGUGUGUAAAGAAAGACAUGUACAGUCAGUGGUGAUUGUGACUAUGUUUGUCCUUUUUUUGGUGUUGUUUUUUACACAAGGAUGCUGGUAAUGCGACCAAUCAGGAUGAAGUAUUUAUCUCCUCUACAUGUCAGGACUUCUUCUGUGGAGCCUUUUUAAACAAUAAAAGCAACAUGUAGAGAGAAACAUUGACACAUUUGUAGUCUAGAACUGGACUUUUACUAUUUUUGUGCUUUUUGUGUGUGUGUGUGUCCUUGUUUGUUUGUUUGCAUUCCAGUAGUGCCUUUUUACAUGUUUCUGUUGCCUUUUCACACCUGGUCUCACCUCAGCACUCUCUAAGCAGGACUGCACCCUACAGGUUAAACAAAGAUAAAACAGGAGCGUUUUCAUUUUGUUUUCAGUCUAAAACAGCUCUGUACACACGGCCUAAAGGAAAACCCAUAUGACUGAACCAAAACGCAGAGCAGGUCCAGAACCAAAACCCAUAGCUCAUCCAGAACCAAAACCCAGAGCUGGUCUAGAACCAAAACCCAGAAAAUGUCCAGAACCAAAACCCGGAGCCGAUCCAGAACCAAAAUCCAGAGCAGAUCGAGAACCAUGUCCAUAAUUACAUGUAUUUGUUUAGCUUGUUCUCAAAUGUAUGGAAGUUUUGGACCCACAUUACUGCCGCUGCAGUUUGGAUUGUUUAUAUUGCAAAUUUUAGGCAAUAGACAAUAUUGAGGAAAAUCUUCAAACUAUUUGGAAAACAAAGAACACUACUGCAUAUUUCAAAGUUUGUUAAAGAUUGUUUUGAUUGUGUUUGAGUGUUUAAACAGUGGGAAUUAUUCCUUCCACAGAGUAAGACCGAGCAGGACUGUACAGAACCCAGCAGUGGUCUGGACCUGCCUAGUGCUCUGUGUUGUUCAGUGUCAUGUCCACAGACGCGUCUUCUCUGCUCACUGCAGUUACCAGCUUUUAGUAGCUAAUACAAGCAGAACACUAGCAAUCAAGCUAAUGGCUAAAUAAUGAUUUUAUACUAUUUUUAAAAAUACAUUCAGAUUUCAGUCGAGUCAUUUUCACUUUGUCCUUUAACAUUAAUACUGAUCUGAUGCCGAUACUGUGAUUUUAAAUCUCUAUUACAGAUAAAAACACAUUUCUACACCAAGGACAAUUAGCAGACAGGCAGCGCAGCAACGUGACAUACAGACAGUUCCUCAGAGUGACAUCUCCGCACAAACACAAAUGUCAUUUUACAGUGACACAGUUGUUUGGUUCACUUUUGUGAUUCCAGAGCAUUUCCACCAUUUUCAGAUUCUUUAGUUGAUUAGAAAAGUGUAUUAUUUACUUCUGAUGUGGAAGCAUCAGAAGUGAAUAAUACACUUUUCUAAUCAACUAAAUAAUCUGGGUAAAAAAGGUUGUAGUUUCAGUACUUGUACUGAUUAGGGCUUCAGUACUUGUAUUGAUUAGGGCUUCAGUAUUUGUACUGAUUAUGGUUUCAGUAUUUGUACUGAUUAUGGUUUCGGUAUUUGUACUGAUUAUGUUUUUGGUAUUUGUACUGAUUCGGUUUUUAGUAUUUGGCAGAUGUUCUAGACACUCAAGUUACAUUUAUCAAUACCAGGUCUACCAGGAAUGUGGGUUAGAAUCUGGAACCUGGGUCUUCAAAUAGGAUUUGAGCCACAGUUUGUAGGGAAACACAAUCAUUACAGAGAGAAAAAUACUAUCAUCGCACUGAGAAAUGUAUUUAUAUGAGAAUUUGUUUAUUCACUAAAUCCUGGAUUUUAAAAAUCAGUGUUAUAGAUUCUUAUCUAAAAUUGACUGCCAAAAUACUGUUGUUUUGUCAGCAAAACACUGUUUUGUAACCAAAAAGCCAAAAUUAGUGAUUGUGUGAUUUUCAUAAACCCUCUGUAUCAUUUGUUCAGCUUUAGCUGCUUAUAAACUUGUCCUCUGCCUAA